Molecule: messenger RNA, 3503 nt
Organism: Pogoniulus pusillus (Red-fronted tinkerbird)
Lineage: Eukaryota; Metazoa; Chordata; Aves; Piciformes; Lybiidae
Gene: EXTL2
Product: exostosin like glycosyltransferase 2
Exons: 5
Coding region: 192-1436 (414 amino acids)
Cellular component (GO): membrane
Molecular function (GO): glycosyltransferase activity
Source: RefSeq, a predicted model, not a curated record
GGGGCCGCUGGCGGCUGCGCGCUGCCGGGUGCGUGCUGCCGGGGCGCUGAGCCGGAGCUGCCCCUGGAAACGCGAGCCAGAGCGAACACCGGAGCGUGAAUUCUCCUCUGUUCUGGGCCCACCGCUAGCGUUCUGCUUGCGAUGUGUGCUGCUUCUAGAGCUGCUGCGGCAGCCCUCAGUGCGGGUUUGGGAUGGUGGCCCAGUGCCCCGCGGCCGGCCCCGGGCUGUGGUGCGGUGCCACGCUCCGGAACGCUGCGUGCCGACUACAGCUGCCGGAGCCGGACGGUGCGGCAAGUCCCCUGUCCGCGGCAGGACCCCGAACUACAAACCGAGGCCUGCUGGGAGGAAGCGGAGGGACGCCCCACAGGAAGCGGGCAGAUUCCAAGACCACCAACUGUCCUGUAAAAAUAAAGAGGGAAAUACAAUCCUACUUGGCAACAAUGAGGUAUUUUCAUUUGUGCAAGCUUCCAGGAAGAGUUAUGGGAAUCCGCCUGCUACGCUUCACUUCUGUGGUGAUCCUUGUCCUGCUUCUUGUGGCAGGUGCUUUAACGGCUUUGCUUCCCAAUAUCAAAGAUGACAAAAUGCCCAAUUUGAGAAGGGAGCCAAAAACUCAGAGUCAGUCUGUCUUGGAUUCAUUUACCCUUAUUAUGCAGACAUAUAACAGAACUGACUUGCUGCUAAAACUUUUAAAUCAUUACCAAGCCAUCCCCCACCUACAUAAAGUAAUUGUUGUGUGGAACAACAUUGGUGAGAAGAUACCAGAGGAGAUGUGGAAUUCCUUGGGGCCUCAUCCUGUCCCUGUUGUCUUUAAAGUUCAAACUGUAAAUCGCAUGAGGAAUAGACUCCAGAAUUUCCCUGAGCUGGAAACAAAAGCUGUAUUAAUGAUGGAUGAUGAUACACUAGUCAGUGCUCACGACCUGGCUUUUGCCUUUUCUGUUUGGCAGCAAUUUCCAGAGCAUAUAGUCGGAUUUGUGCCAAGAAAGCACAUUUCUACUCCUUCAGGUGUAUACAGUUAUGGCAGCUUUGAACUGCAGAACCCUGGAUUUGGAAAUGGAGAUCACUAUUCUAUGGUUCUUAUUGGUGCAGCAUUUUUUCAUAGCGGGUAUUUGGAAGACUUUCAAAGACAGCCAGAAGCUGUUUACACCUUAAUAGAUGAAACUCAAAAUUGUGAUGAUAUUGCCAUGAAUUUUCUGGUAUCAAAGCAUACUGGAAAGCCUUCUGGAGUGUUUGUGAAGCCAGUUGAUAUUAGAAACCUAGAAAAAGACACGAACAGUGGCUAUUCUGGAAUGUGGCACCGAGCAGAGCAUUUGUUACAGAGAUCUUACUGUGUAAACAAACUGGUUAAUAUUUACAAUGGCAUGCCUUUAAAAUAUUCUAAUAUCAUGAUUUCUCAGUUUGGUUUCCCUAAUUAUGCCAACCACAAAAAUAAAAUGUAAGCAAAUGAAUUUAAGGAGUUAGAUGUUAAACGAAACUCAAGUGAAUUGUACUGAGUUCAAGGAGAGAUGAAGGCAUAAUUACUGCAUCUUGGCCAUCCUGCAUUUUUUCCAUAUUGUGUUUUAUGGUUGAGUGGUUGUUUUUUUUUUUUUCCCCUUUUCUUACUGAUUCUCCAAGGUAAGUUUUAAGAAAGCUUAAAGAAUAUAUGCUAAUGUUUAGCUGUGAUAAAAUCAUCCUCGUUCCUUAAAACCUGAAAAGCUGUUACUAUUAAUUAGGCAGAAACAUGCAGAUGAAAAUGCACUCCUGCCCUUCAGUGCCUCUGUUCUGAGUUGGUUUUGUUUCUUUGUUUUUUAAAGUACAUGUAUCUAGUCAAAUGAAGUCUAGGCAUAUUUUUUAUAGCUAUAUGUUGAGAUGCUUCCUUGCCUUCCCCUACCUCUCCUCACCUCCUCCUAGCCAGUUCCCAGUGAAACUAUAGAAGCACUAUAGUAAAGUGUUGGCCAGGCUUCUAGGCUCCUGUACAGAAUCCCUCUGAAGUUUGUAUAUAAACUAUUCUGUAUUCUGAGAUGUUCCUGAAGCUGCUAUGAAAGCAAGCCAGAAAAAGAGUACCUCACUAUUGCCUACAAUGUCUACUACUGCUAAGACAGUGGAAAAAGAGAUGGCUUUUUUCCUGUUAUUAAAUUGCUUAAAGUUGCCAAAACAUUGCAAGCAGCUGAAAGGUAAAAGCUACUGGGAAUGUAAGAAACACAAAUGCAGGAAAUAGGAAACUUGCCUAAGCUGCCAGAAGAAAUGGAUGUGAUAUGGGUACUCUCUUCUAUAAUUAGUUUUAUUUUGGUAUUUUGCAUGCACAUUGUUACAAAAACAUGCCCAAGAAAAUCUAUGCUUUAAAAAACAGUCUUAUUUACAAUUCCUAGCAAGAGGAACCUGUUCUACAUUUACUACAGAAUGUAGAUUUUGUAAUAUUAUAGGUCUACUGGUUUUUAACCAUUCUUUCAAGUGAGUAUUUACUUGACUUUUUAUUUACUUUCAUCUUCAUUUUUGGUGGCUAUGAUAACAGAAUGAAAAUGUGCAGUGAACAGGUGGAGCAUUCUAAAAAGUGGUUUUAAAUGCAGUGGUAUUUGUCAGAGUUUGGACUGUUACCAGUUUUUGAACUCCCCAGCUUCAUCUAUAGCAAGAAAUGGCUACUAUUAACAGUUUUUGUUAGAUCAGGACUCUAGUUCUGGAAAUAAGUUAACAGAGGACAAACCUUUGCCUUUGCAGUUACAGAACUUUUGUGAUCUAGAGGAAGGUGCAAAAGACAGUGAUUUUCCUGGAUCACAGAGGAAUCAAGUCUGGCAUCCACAGCAGACUGAGUUUCAUCUUCUUCAGCUUUUAAUUGAUUCCUAGUAUCGAUUCACAGGUAUCUGUUAACAAUAACAGCUAAUAGCUAUAACACCAAUAGCAUCUGCACAAAUGGUGUGUGGUUUUGGUAGCUGGACAAAAAAGUGGUUGAAAAAUGUGAUGCAUUUGUUGAAGGGCAAAUUGUGGGUGUGAGUUUUUUUUGAAGGAAGGUUUUUCUGUCUUACUCUGUGUUAAAGGAUUUGGUUUCUGCUGAGUGAAGUCUUCCUGGCCCUUUUCUAAAAUUUAAAGGGCAAAGUAUUAACAUGGCAAUGUAAAAUCUGCUUAAUUGUGUUGUAAUAGUGACAAUUAGAUUUUAAUUGUGCUCUAGUGAUAAGUAACAUACAAACAGGUCUAUGAUGUUUCCAGAAAUGCAACUUCCCUAGUGGUCAUUCACUGCAUUUCACUUACUUGUCUGUACUUUCUGUUCUGUGCAGUAUCAACUGGAAUUGUUAAAGAGUCACUGAUGUUCUUUAACUUUUAAAAUGUGAAAUGAACAGCCAGAUCUUAGUAUUGGGCUCUUUGUUGUGGGGGGAGGAGUUCCUUUGGGUGGUUGGUUUUUUUUUUUGUUUUAUCUAGUUUGGGUUUUGGUGGGUUUUUGUGGUUGUGUAUCAGUGAAAGAACCAAUAGAACACAUUUUUAUUAUGCUGGUAAAUUUAAUUUGUCCCAUUGUCAAAUAAAAUAGAUGUAACAGA